AUGCUUGCAGGACUCGGGGUCGAAAGCGUCACUUACUCGACAGGCAGCAUAACGGAGGCAAAAACAUUGAGCGUUGCCCUGAGACAAGGGGACAGAGCAACCUUCAAACUCUCAAAAAGGCCAAAGUUGUCACAGACCCAACAGGUAGCAGUGGAGGUAGACAAACUGAACAUUGCCACAAAGCAUGGAUGGUGCGCAACCCAGAAAUUUGCUCGAAGUGAGAGUAGGGAUGGUGGGUGGAUCACAAGGACCACCAAACCCUUAGAGGUUUACCAGGGCUUGCAGGGUGAAUGUUCCCUGCAGGAACGCAAUGUGGAAGUGUUAUUCUGCUACGAGGCCUAUGAUGUAGUAGUUCUCAUGCAGCUACGGGAAUUCACUAACAGGAAAAUUGUUUCUGUAGAGAAAGAAAUGCGUCAGGAUAAAGAAGCAGCUUGGAAGAUGUACACCAAAGGACAGAUGGUGUACCCAGACAAGAGGAAGGGUUUGGUGUAUCUGUACCAAGCAGAUGAUUCCCUUAUGCAUAUCUGUUGGAAGGACCGUGGCACUGGAACAGUUGAAGAGGAUGUGAUUAUUUUCCCUGAUGACUGUGAAUAUAAGCGUGUGUCACAGUGCACGACUGGUAGAGUUUAUGUACUCAAGUUUAAAUCGUCAAGCAGACGACUCUUCUUUUGGAUGCAGGAGCCCAAGACGGACAAGGAUGAUGAGCAGUCUCGCAAAGUGAAUGAACUACUCAAUAAUCCACCAGCUCCAGGGUCACAGCGAAAAUCUGGUUCAACUGCAAAUCCUGCUCUGGGAUCGGAAAUUACCAAUUUACGGGAUUCUGAUAUCCAGAAUCUGUUUGGGAAUAUUUCGCAACAACAGCUGAUGCAGAUCUUGGGAAGUGGAAUGUCCAGUUUGGCAACACUGCUUGGUCCAGGUAGGUCUGGCAGUGGUGGGGGUCGAAGCGGUAGUGGAAGUAGCAGCUCGACUUCUGCCACAACAACAGCUUCCACCACUCCAGCUGCUACCACCACCCCGACACCUGCACCUACCCCUGCUCAAGAUUCUGCUAGAGGUGGGAGCAAUAGCCGGGAAAGUAAUAGUACCACUCCUGGCAGUGGCAGUGUUGUGCCGAUUCAGUUGUCAGAUUUACAGAAUAUCCUUUCUGGGAUCUCUGUUCCACCGGAUGUGUCAGGUUCACCCAGGGUUGCAGUGGAUCUGAGUUCGGCCAUGACUGCAGAAGCUCUUCAGCCGAUCUUGACCAAUGAAGAUUUUGUGAAUCAACUUCGUCCUUAUCUUCCUGCAACGUCUGAUGAGUUACCUCCUACUGAACAACUCCGAGGAACAGUCACUUCUCCUCAGUUCCAGCAGGCUGUGAGUUUGUUCAGCAGUGCCCUUCAGUCUGGGCAGUUAGGCCCUCUCAUUAACCAGUUUGGUCUUGGAGAGGAUGCUGUUUUGGCUGCCUCGUCAUGUGAUAUGGAAGCAUUUAUUAAGGCCUUUGGAAAGAAGAAAGGUAAAGAGGAAGGCAGUAAGAAGGAAGAAGAUAAGGAUGAUGAUGCCAUGUCUGUAGAUUAAGUGGUGUCGAUGGAUAUGUUUGCCUUAAAUUUUAUAUCUAGUUUGAUCAUUGGAUACUUAUGCAUAGAUUUGUAAAGGGAGUUACGACCUCAAUGUGGAAUUGCAUGUCAAAGGUAUUCGUGUAAUAUUUAUCAGUUAGGAUAUAGAACUGAUAUGUGCCAUUAUUAUAGGAGUGUACUGUUAGCAUCCCAUGUUCAAUAUUGUAUUAGUUGAUUUGUAAUGUACAAGUUGGGAUUUUUGAAUGUAGUUUUGAUAAGUCUGAAACAUCAGACUAAUAGAACUCAUUAAAUAAUAUACACAAA
Messenger RNA from Procambarus clarkii (red swamp crayfish), 1856 nucleotides. Lineage: Eukaryota; Metazoa; Arthropoda; Malacostraca; Decapoda; Cambaridae. The record is from RefSeq and is a predicted model, not a curated record.